Neofelis nebulosa (Clouded leopard) is the source of this 6575-nucleotide messenger RNA. RefSeq names its product DNA polymerase iota (gene POLI). Bases 102 to 2339 code for a protein of 745 amino acids. NCBI's taxonomy places the organism in Eukaryota, Metazoa, Chordata, Mammalia, Carnivora, Felidae. Gene Ontology annotation, biological process: translesion synthesis. The transcript is spliced from 10 exons. The record is from RefSeq and is a predicted model, not a curated record. Gene Ontology annotation, molecular function: damaged DNA binding; DNA-directed DNA polymerase activity.
GCAGGCGCCAAGGCCGAAGCGACUAGGGGCGGUCGGCCCCUGGUUUCCCUGGAGACGGGGCGGAAGCGGCCGGAAACUGCGCUGUCGUUGGCCGCGGCAGGAUGGAGAAGCUGGGGGUGGAGCCGGAGGAGGAAGCCGGCCGCGACGAGGAAGAGGACGCGGCUAAGGCCAUGGACCGGGCGGAGGCGGGGGAGGCAGGCUGCUCGCGCGAAGGGCCGGUGCCUGAGGAGCCCGGCGGCGUCCCUUGGUUGGUGCCAGAAGGAGGUUCUUCAUCCAGGGUCAUAGUGCAUGUGGAUCUGGAUUGCUUUUAUGCACAAGUAGAAAUGAUAUCAAAUCCGGAACUGAAGGGUAAACCUUUAGGGGUUCAACAGAAAUAUUUGGUGGUUACCUGCAACUAUGAAGCUAGGAAACUUGGAAUUAAGAAACUUAUGACUGUCAGAGAUGCAAAAGAAAAAUGUCCACAGCUGGUAUUAGUUAAUGGAGAAGAUUUGACACGUUACAGAGAGAUGUCAUAUAAGGUUACAGAGUUGUUGGAAGAAUUUAGUCCAGUUGUUGAGAGACUGGGAUUUGAUGAAAACUUUGUGGAUCUAACAGAGAUGGUUGAGAAGAGACGACAGCAGCUUCAAAGUGAUCAACUUUCAGCGCUGACUGUGUGCGGUCAUGUAUAUAAUGACCAAUAUGUAAACCUGCAUGACAUCUUGCACGUCAGACUCCUUGUUGGAUCUCAGAUUGCAGCAGAGAUGCGGGAAGCCAUGUAUAAUCAACUGGGUCUCACUGGCUGUGCUGGAGUGGCUUCUAAUAAAUUAUUGGCAAAAUUAGUUUCUGGUGUUUUUAAACCAAAUCAACAAACAGUCUUACUACCUGAAAAUUCUCAAGUUCUCAUUCAGAGCUUGAACCAUGUAAAGGAAAUGCCUGGUAUUGGCUAUAAAACUACCAAACGUCUUGAAGCUCUGGGUAUCAGAAGUGUGCAUGAUCUCCAAACCUUUUCAUCCAAAAUACUAGAAAAGGAAUUAGGAAUUUCAGUUGCACAGCGUAUUCAGAAGCUCAGUUUUGGAGAGGAUAACUCUCCUGUGACACCCUCAGGACCACCUCAGUCCUUUAGUGAAGAGGAUUCAUUUAAAAAAUGUUCAUCGGAAGUUGAAGCUAAAAAUAAGAUUGAAGAACUACUUGCCAGUCUUUUGAACAGAGUAUGCCAAGAUGGAAGGAAGCCACAUACAAUAAGAUUAAUAAUCCGUCGGUAUUCACCUGAGAAUCACUGUAGCCGUGAGAGUCGUCAGUGCCCUAUUCCAUCGCAUGUAAUUCAGAAGUUAGGGACAGGAAAUUAUGAUGUGAUGACUCCAAUGGUUGAUAUACUUAUGAAACUUUUUCGAAAUAUGGUGAAUGUGAAGAUGCCAUUUCAUCUGACCCUUUUAAGUGUGUGCCUCUGCAACCUUAAAGCAUUAACUACUGCUAAGAAAGGGACUAUUGAUUAUUAUUUAACACCAUCAUUAUCGACAACUUCCCGCUCUGGCAAGCGCAGUUUUAAAAUGAAAGACACUCAUGUGGAAGAUUUUUCCAAAGACAAAGAAACAAGUUGGGAUUUUCUACCAUCUGGAAGAAUUGAAAGUACAAGAACUGGGGAAGCUCCCGUAGAUACUACACAUUUUUCUAAAGAAAAAGACACUGAUGAAUUCCCACUCUGGUCACUUUCUGAAGGUAUUGACCAAGAAGUCUUUAAGGAACUUCCAGUAGAUAUUCAAGAAGAAAUCCUUUCUGGAAAAUCUGGAGAAAAACUUGAAGGCAAAGAAAGUUUGAGUUGUCCAUUACAUGCUUCUAGAGGAGUAUUAUCUUUCUUUUCUACAAAACAAAUGAAAGAUAGUCCCUUAAAUCCUAAAGAUCAUUUAUCCAGCAGCAAACAGAUGUCUUCUUCCUGUGAACCAGGAACAUCAGGUUUAAGUAGCAGUAGUUGCUCUUCUCCGUCUAGCCAAAAGGAUUAUUCACAUUAUUUGGACAGUAGAUUAAAAGAUGAACAAAUGAGUCAAGGACCUAAAGAAUCUCAAGGAUUUCAUUUUUCACAUACAAACCCCGCUGUAUCUAUUUUCCAUUCAUUUCCAAAUUUGCAGAGUGAGCAACUUUUCUCCACAAACCGCACUACAGAUAGCCAUAAGGAACCACUAGCAACAGUCUCUCAUCAUGAAGGACUUCCAGAAAAUAGAGAGCAAGAUUCUACUGAUGAGAAAAUUACCUUUCCUUCUGACAUUGAUCCUGAAGUUUUCUAUGAACUACCAGAAGAGGUACAAAAAGAGCUGUUGGCACACUGGAAGAGAACAGGAUCAGAUUUCCACGUUGUACAUAAAUAAGCAUGUUCAGAAAAAAGGUCUAGAAAGCAAAGGAAAGGCCAUUGUUCUCAGAUCUAGCAGUUUAUUAAGCUCCUCUAAAUUAAACACUAAUAGAUAUUCAAUAAUGUAGAAAUCUAAAUAAGAUGUUCCAGAUAAAAGCAAGUGUAGUAAUGGGAAGUAAAUUCUGGCACAAAACAUAAAAAUAUUUAUAACAGAAAUAAUGUAAAAUGACCUUCUUAUUUCUAAAGCUAUUUUAUAUUGCUUUUCAAUAAAAAGAGUAUCAUGGUUAGUACAUUUCCCGUAAAUUAAGGGGUGGGGUGGGAGAUAUAUGUACCUAUAUGUAAAAAAUAGGCUAGUUAAAUCAUUGCUAUAAUAUAGCAAAGAACAUUUUUUUUCUGUGAAAUAAUGAAAUGGCUCAAGAAAUUUAGCCCAUUAGGAAACUUCCAAAUAAGAAAUUCUGCUGCUAUCUAUUAAAAAUUCAGUUAUCUUUGGCUGAAGUACCAUGUACUGUUUAAUAAGUUGAUUUUUAAAAAAAAAUACCAAAGCAAUGUAUGUUCAGUUAAUGCUUCUGUGUACGCUAGAACCUACUAUAUUGCCUAGCACAUAGAGGGCACUCAAGAAAUAAUGAAUGGUGUGGCAGGGGCCAGGUGGGAAGUUGGGCAGGGGAGUGUACAUGUUGCAGAGAACUAGAAGGAACUCUCCAUCCAUUAAGGGGAGGGUGGUACAUUAAGGGGAGGGUGGACCCCAAAAAGGCAGUAUGAUAGGUUUUUUAGAAUGCUAAGUAAUGGAAGAAUUCAUUUCCUUCUGGCUAGUCUUUCAAAAAAAAAAAUUUUUUUUUUAGUGUUUAUUUUUGAGACAGAGAGAGACAGCAUGAGCAGGGGAGGGGCAGAGAGAGGAGACAGAAUCUGAGGCAGGCCCCAGUCUCUGAGCUGUCAGCACAGAGCCCAAUGUGGGGCUUGAGCUCAAGAACCGCAAGAUCAUGACCUGAGCAAAGUCGGACGCUUAACCAACCGACUGAGCCACCCACGCGCCCCUACUUCUGGCUAGUCUUCAGAGUUUUAAAGUAAUGAUUAGAUGUUUUUGCAUCUUCUUUUUGGAGAUGAGACUAUGGAUGUCACACCUACAGCAGAUAUAUGCAGGCACUAAAUUGAUAGGUGUCAGUUUUUCCCAUUCAUUGCUUUCUCCUUUUGUCUGCAAGAUUAAAAAUUGGGUAUAUAAGAUUGUGGACAUCCUGUAAUUUGCAAGACAUAAGGAAGUUUCUAGAACACACCAAAGUAUACCUCAGCACUGAUUUAGAAGAGGCCUGUUCUCAAGUUUAUAACCUUUGCAGAUAUAAUCUAAAGACAAAAAUAAAGUACACAAAUGUGAAUAAAGAGUAGUGUAAAGGUGCUUUCUUCUAGGUAAGACAUUUUAUGUUAGUUUUAGAUUCCUUGAAAUUUGAGAAUUUCCUUACUAAGGAUUUUUAACAGGGAGUUUAGGGUUAUCAAAAACAACUUGGAGCAAAAACAUCAAAAGGUACUCAUAAGCAAAUAUUUAGUACUCUGCAUCAAAGACUCUGGAAUUUUCUACAUGUAGUAUACAGGUAAGGUUGUUACAUUGAUAAAAAGAAUAUAUAUUUUUUUAGAUAAUCCAUUUUUUAAAAGUUUCUAAUAAUCCUUGUAUUAGUUCAGCCAGAAAUUAUUAGACAGCUAGAAAGGUUUAAAAGAAAAAAAGGCUAAGAAGAGUAAAACACUCUUGGCCAGUUUAAAAAGAACGUAAAGUAAUAGUUAAAAGUACACCUUCUGAAGAGAGAGAACGCAGGGGGUAAAUCACAGCGUUGCUACAUAUUCUGUGACCUUUAGUUAGUCUUUCAGCAUCUUUGUGCCUCCAUGUUCUGAGUUUUUAGGUUAUCUUUUAUUUCCAUCUCCUUUUAAUCUUUUAGCUAUUCUAUAUUCUUUUCUUAAACUGGCCAAAACUGUUUUACGCCCCUUUGGUGUUCUCCAGAUUUACUCUAAUGUUUGGAGAUGUGAAUUUCCUUUAUUAAUCUCAGUAUGUGCUGGCUUCCUGUGUCUUUGACAUCAGUUCUAUAAAAUUUUUGGCCACUGACUGAUUGGACAAAUGAUGGCCUCUCUUACUCCACCCUUCAUGUUUGUUAAAAUUUCAUCUUGUUUAUUUGUGCUGCAUUUUGGUUCAUUUCCUCAACUUUGUCUCUUGUUCUUUAAUUUGUUUUUCAGCAUUGUCUGAUCUACUGUUUAAAACACUAAUGAUGGGGGUGCCUGGAUGGCUCAAUUGGUUAAGCAUCUGACUCUUGAUUUCAGCUCAGGUCAUGAUCUCACGGUUCAUUCCGCACUGGCAGUGUGGAGUCUGCUUGGGAUUCUUUCUCUCUCCCUCUCUCUCUGCCCCUGCCCCACUCGCUCUUGCUUUCUCUCUAAAAUAAAUAAAUAAACUUAAAAAAAAAAACAACCACUAAUGAUGGCUUUAAUUUUAGUAAUUAUAUUUUUCAUUUGAUUCUUUUUCUCAUCUUCCUAUUUAUUCAUUAUGGUCUCAUAUCAGUCCAUUUCUAAUUUUUAAAAACAAAAAUACUUUAUAUUUUUAAUCAUUUCAGUAUUUUAAGUCUUUUUAAGUCUAAGUUUUUGGAUAUUGUCAUGUACCAUUUUGGCCUGUUUCCUUGUGUGCGUGGCUGAGCUUAGUCUGUGGGAAGACAAAGGACCUAGAUUGUGCUUGAUUCCCUUCAGAUUUGAUUUGCAUUUGCUUCCAGUGAGUCAGUAUCAACCCCUUUGGCACCACAGUAGCCCCUUCAAGGUCCUUCCUGAAUGUGGUUGUCUUAGUUUGUCUUAUUUUCAUCUCCCUGGCCUUGCUACUGUCCCAAGGUUUUGUCUUCAGAGGUGGAUGGCAGGCUGCUGUCAGCAUUUGCUGUCAGGGUAAACCCCACCUUUCAAAUUUGCUUUUUGCCUGAUGCUUCCUGAUCCUUUCCUGCUUUUGUUUCAGCUCAUUGUUUUCCUCCCUGUGAUUGUAGGGGAUUGAGGCCGGGACAUUCUCCUUACAUAGUUCAAUGAACAAUGAGUUAAAAGGUGUGUUUUCUCCAGAAUCUAGCGUUUUGUAUUGGGAGAACUGAAAGUAUCUGUCCCACCAAUAGUGCCAAAGUGCAAAUCUAUUUGGAUUUAUUUUUUCCAUAUUGUUUUGUGCUUUCUGUUUUUCUCUUUUCUGUGCUAUGCUUUUUUCCCCAUUCUUUCAUCUUUUUGGAUUGCUUGAAUUUUUUAUUAUGUAUUUUCCCUUGACUGAUUUGAAAUGUGAACAUUCUAAGUACUCUUGAUUACUCUUAAGAAUUUAACAUGCUUAACAUCCCCAAAUGGUAAAUACAUGUACCCUCUUUCCAAAAAUCACAAAGUUGUUAAAAUAUGUUAAUUCUGGUCAGAUUCCUUUAGUAUUUUAUAGAGUUAAUGUUUCGGUUUGCACACAUGAUUAUCUUUUUUUUUUUUUUCCUGACCUUUUUUUCUUGCAUAUCAGAAAUUCAUUCCUGGGGCGCCUGGGUGGCUCAGUUCGUUGGGAGUCUGACUUUGGCUCACGUCAUGAUGUCACAGUUGAUGGUUCAAGCCCCGCCUCGGGCUCUGUGCUGAUAGCUCAGAGCCUGGAGCCUGCUUCAAGUUCUUUAUCUCCCUCUCUCUCUGCCCUACCUCUGCUCGUGCUGUCUCUCUCUCUCUCAAAAAUAAAUAAAAAUGUCAAAAAAAAAAAAAUUCCUUCGAAGUAGAAUUCACUUUAUAAAAUUAUGUCUUUAGAACUGUGGAUUUCAAGUUGACUUCUUUGGGCUGUUUUAAGAUGUUCACUUUUAUCUUUGGAAGUCUGUAGUUGUUAUUAUAUGUCUAGCUAUAGAUUUCUUUUUAUCAUGUUUAGGAUUUAGGUGCUUUCUGAAUCUCAAUUUAUAUCUUCAUCAAAUCUAGAUUAAUUUCAAUAUUUAAAAAUAUUGUGAAAUCUACAUACAGAAAAGUACAGAAGUAAGUUAGUGGGUAAUUUUUUUUUUUAAUGUUUAUUUUUGAGAGAGAGACAGAGCACGAGUGAGGGAGGGGCCGAGAAAAAGGGAGACACAGAAUCCGAAGCAGGCUCCAGGCACCGAGCUGUCAGCACAGAGUCCAAUGUGGGGUUCGAACUCAUGAACCGCAAGAUCAUGACCUGAGCUGAAGUUGGACAACCAACCGACUGAGCCAUCCAGGUGUCCCAGUUAGUGGGUAAUUAUAAGCAACAACUAUGUAACUAGGUCGAGAAAUAAAACGUAUCAAGUGA